Molecule: messenger RNA, 768 nt
Organism: Funneliformis caledonium
Lineage: Eukaryota; Fungi; Glomeromycota; Glomeromycetes; Glomerales; Glomeraceae
Source: the annotation of a GenBank genome assembly
AUGGAUAAAUAUCAAAAAAUUGAAAAGUUAGGAGAAGGAACGUAUGGUAUUGUUUAUAAAGCACAGAAUCGGGAUUCAAAUGAAGUGGUCGCAUUGAAACGGAUAAGGUUAGAUAAUGAAGAAGAAGGGGUACCAUGUACUGCAAUUCGUGAGAUAUCAUUAUUGAAAGAAUUAAAACAUCCGAAUAUAGUGAGACUUUAUGAUGUCUUACAUACGGAAAAGAAGUUAACGUUAGUUUUUGAAUAUUUGGAUUCGGAUUUAAAGAAAUUCUUAGAUACAUACGGAGGUGAUCUGGAUAAAGACACAAUUAAACAAUUAAUGUAUCAACUUCUGAAGGGUAUCGCAUUUUGUCAUGAACAUCGAGUUUUGCAUAGGGAUCUGAAACCACAGAAUUUACUUAUCAACAAGGUGGUAACGUUAUGGUAUCGUGCACCAGAUGUAUUAAUGGGAUCAAGGCAAUAUUCAACGUCUAUUGAUGUUUGGUCUGCAGGAUGUAUAUUUGCAGUUCUAGGAACUCCAACAGAGGAAACGUGGCCAAGGGUAUCACAAUUGCCGGAAUAUAAAAACGAUUUUGCUAUUUAUAAUCGAAUUCCAUUAGAAUCAAUUCUUCCGAAACUUGAUCCAUCAGGAAUCGAUUUACUAAGUCAGCAGUUAAUAGAAUACCAACCAGAAAAGCGUAUUAGUGCGGAAGAUGCACUUCAACAUCCAUAUUUUGAGGAAAUUCGUAAAAAGGAACAAUCAUCACAAGCAACAUCAUCAUCCGUAUAA